Mucor mucedo is the source of this 683-nucleotide messenger RNA. Its product is annotated as peptidyl-prolyl cis-trans isomerase pin1. The transcript is spliced from 3 exons. Gene Ontology annotation, molecular function: protein binding; peptidyl-prolyl cis-trans isomerase activity. Bases 92 to 586 code for a protein of 164 amino acids. The record is from RefSeq and is a predicted model, not a curated record. Gene Ontology annotation, cellular component: cytosol; nucleus. Lineage: Eukaryota; Fungi; Mucoromycota; Mucoromycetes; Mucorales; Mucoraceae.
UUUUUUUUUUUAUUGCUUUUGUUAAAGGAUCCUUUUUUUUUUCUCUCUUUCUCUUUUCCAAAAAAACAGUACUUUUAUUUUAAAAAAAAACAUGGAUUUGCCAGAGAAUUGGGUUGUCCGUCAUUCCCGUACAUACAACAAGGAUUAUUACUUUAAUACGGUAAGUAAAGAAUCGCGGUGGGAAGCACCCGUGUCAGGAGGAGGAGGAGGAGGAGGAGGCAGCGGAGGAGCAGAAGAUCCCGUCAUGACAGAUCGAGUGAGAGCCAGUCAUUUACUGGUCAAGACACGCGAUUCGCGCAGACCUAGUUCAUGGCGAGAGGAAAACAUCACACGUACCAAGGACGAAGCAUUGGCCAUCUUGCAAGAAUAUCAACGUAAAAUUGAAGCCGGACAGGAAACCUUAUCCGCUCUCGCCACUCAUUUCUCAGACUGUUCAAGUGCAAAACGUGGAGGUGAUCUCGGUUAUUUCGAAAGAGGUCAGAUGCAAAAACCCUUUGAAGAUGCUACAUUUGCUUUGCAAGUUGGUGAAUUGAGUAAACCUGUCUGGACUGAUAGUGGUGUACAUCUUAUCUUGAGAACCGCCUAAAAGGGAAUAAAAUAUUUAUUAAAAGAGGUUCUUUUUUUAUUGUAAUAAAAAAUUAACUGGCGUGUGGUUAUAACUACAUGCAUAUUCCAAUGUUCAA